Messenger RNA from Populus euphratica (Euphrates poplar), 1775 nucleotides. RefSeq lists its product as uncharacterized. The transcript is spliced from 5 exons. Gene Ontology annotation, molecular function: DNA-binding transcription factor activity. Gene Ontology annotation, biological process: regulation of DNA-templated transcription. The record is from RefSeq and is a predicted model, not a curated record. Bases 163 to 1275 code for a protein of 370 amino acids. NCBI's taxonomy places the organism in Eukaryota, Viridiplantae, Streptophyta, Magnoliopsida, Malpighiales, Salicaceae.
AGAGACUAGAGAGAGGAGAGGUCUCUUCUGCAUUGAGGGGAAAAAAACCCUAAAUUAGAAAGCACUGUUCAGUUUAUUUGAUUUCUCUUCUCUUUGUUUUGAAUUGCAUUUAGAGAUCUUAAUUUCUUCAAUCCACCAAAAGGUACUGUUAGUGCUUUGGCUAUGGCAAAUUCCAAGGGGUCAGCGAACAUAAGAAAUUUGAUGUACUCAGGGAAACAUCCAUUACUUCCUCCAAAAAGUCCUUUUCCUAGUGUUUCGCCAUCUUACAUUGAUCAUGUUCCCAGCAAUAGUUUUGGAUCAAAAACUGCUCAAAAGCCUAGAGAGGGAAACACACAUCAUCAACGAACUUCUUCUGCGACUCUCUUCAUGGAGGAGCAGCCUUCAUGGCUUGAUGAUCUUCUUAAUGAGCCAGAGACACCUGUUCGUAGAGGUGGUCAUAGGCGUUCAUCAAGUGACUCCUUUGCGUACAUGGAUGUAGCUAAUGCUUCUAACAUAGAUUAUGCAGAACAGGAUGACUACAUAUAUAAACAUGUGAUGUCCAUACCUUCUUGGGGAUCUCAUGACCCUGAUCAUCACCAAGAUGUCAGGCAAGCUUCUCUCUAUUCUGAAAUGAACUUGACAAAACAGAAGAAUAGGGUUUGGGAUUCAUCUUUAAAUGCCCCUACCUUUCCAAGUAGUCAUUCCUCUGUCAGGGAGAAUGCUGGUAUGCAGAGUUCAGGAUCAUCAUGUGCCCCACGGGAAGCAGAUUGUGUUUCGGAGAGUGAAAAGCAAGAUCCACUCGAUGGUCCACAUGAUCCAAAAAUUUCAUUAGCAAAAAAGGACAUUUCAAAUUCCAAGUCUUCUGCAUCAGAUACUGAUACAAAACGUGCUAAACAGCAGUUUGCCCAACGCUCCAGGGUCCGUAAACUUCAGUACAUAGCUGAGCUGGAAAGAAAUGUACAAGCUUUGCAGGCAGAAGGAUCAGAAGUUUCAGCUGAGCUCGAAUUUGUCAAUCAGCAAAAUCUUAUUCUAAGCAUGGAGAAUAAAGCUCUUAAGCAACGGUUAGAAAAUUUGGCCCAGGAGCAGCUUAUCAAAUACUUGGAGCAUGAAGUUCUGGAGAGGGAGAUUGGAAGGCUACGUGCUUUGUAUCAGCAGCAGCAGCAGCAGCAGCCACAGCAAAUGAAACCUUCUAGCCAUCGCCGUAGUAACAGUAGGGACCUGGACUCCCAAUUUGCAAACCUCUCUAUGAAUGCCAAUUCUAGCCGAGACCCUGUGACUGGUUCACUCCGCAUUUAGACAUGUUUUAGUCAUGAGAUUUGAUGUGCCACUACUUUUCCUGCCUCUGGCUUGCAGAGUCUAGCUGUUACCAUAUGACCAUAAUUGCUGUUACCAUUGAGUGGGAUAAAGGCCAGCUUUCAUCCUAUUCUCCACCUGAUUCUCACAUUUUGUUUCUCUUCUUUCUUGUCCUUUUUUAUUCUGAUUAAUAUCCUCAUGUGCACCUGGUGGUCAUUGAUCAGGCAGAUGACUCACCGGAGGUGAUAACUGAGAGAGAGGUUCCUAUUUUGGCCUCUCCUGUAAGUUCAAGUAUCAGAAAUCAGGAAAUUUGUAUUCAUUUCUGACCCAUUUAGAUGAUACACUAUUUGGAAUCUAAUUUUGUGAAGGAUCGUUUGGGUCGAUAUGUAUGCACUGUCUGUAAUGUUAUUCAUAGGAAAUGCUUUCUUGUGAAAUCAUUUCAGUGAAAUCCAUGUUUGCUUCCUGCUCUGUUUAAAUGAUGAGAAAAGCUAUAUUGGGUACAA